AUGAAAAAAUUAAUAGUUCGAGUGUUUCACAAGAAACAAGAUGAAAAGAUAGUAAGGAAGAUAGAAGAGAAAGGGAGUAAAGGAGUGUUUGUAAGAGAAAAGCCAGUUUUUUGUGUGCCAAGUAAUGGGAAUCGAGUUAAAGGACUUAUAGAUGGAGAAGAAGCGAUGAAAGCGAUAGGGGAGAGUAUAGAUGAAGCGAAAGAGAGUAUCUAUAUAACUGAUUGGAGAAUAGACCCCGAGAUAAUUUUAAUAAGAAGAGGAGUACAUUGGCUAAAAGGAAAGACAUUAAAAGAAAUACUUGAGAAGAAAGGAGAAGAAGGAGUAAGUAUUAAAAUAAUAAUAUAUGAGUCACCAUUUUUUAUGGAUGUUGUCAAAGGAGAAAAAAAGAGAAAUAUCUUAGAAGAAAAAGAGAAGAUAGAGUGUUAUUGUCAUAAAUGGAUGAUGGGAUAUAGUCAACAUGAGAAAACUGUAGUUGUUGAUCAUAAAAUUGGAUUUUUAGGAGGGAUUGAUUUAGCACAAGGGAGGUGGGAUACAAGAAGACAUUUUAUAGAAGUCUGA
Messenger RNA from Entamoeba histolytica HM-1:IMSS, 558 nucleotides. RefSeq names its product phospholipase D, putative. The coding region runs from base 1 to 558 and encodes 185 amino acids. Gene Ontology annotation, molecular function: catalytic activity. The record is from RefSeq and is a predicted model, not a curated record. The transcript has a single exon. Gene Ontology annotation, biological process: cell motility. Lineage: Eukaryota; Evosea; Mastigamoebida; Endamoebidae.